CAUGUCGGAGGAAUAAUAGGAUUUCAUUCUUAAAUCGUUUAAGAACGGGAUCUUUGAAGACAAAAAAUAAUAGAAUGAUGAAAUCAGAAGUUCUCCCGAGAUUUAAAGUAUUCACAUCAGGAACAUGUUGGAAAAAAAUCUGUCUUGAACUUGAAACGAGUAUCAUUAAUGAAUCUUGUUUGUUUGUACGUAAACUGUUUUAAAUGGCAGUUUUAUGAGAGGUCAAUGUCAUUAAUAAUUUUUAGUUAGCCACGGAAUAGAAAAAUGUUUCAGGAGACAAAAAAGUUAUCCGAAAAUUUUCUUUGUACUGAAUCCAGAUUAGUUGUUCAAAUAACAUUAAAGCCUUAGCCAGUUUACUGUUGUAAAUCCCUAGAUAUUUAAGGAUUUAGCUUAUGAAUUUAGCCAAAAAAGCAGACACAAUGGAAAUUACACUUGAUUAAGAUUAAGUAAACAAACUACGAAAUUGUCAAAUAAAACAUAAUAUUCCAUUCUAAUCCCCCGAGCAUUUAUAGACAGGUGAAUAACGUUAAGUUUUUCUACUUCUUUAAAUCAGUGAGAAAUAAAUAGUGAGUGGGUGAACAAGUUUAUCUCGCAUUGUCAUUCAAACGCAAUCUCUCAAUUACUUUGCUUACACCUUUUAAUUGUUUUUAUUUUUAAGUGACAACAGCUGCCUGAUCAGUCUGGAUCCGUGGUGCUGCUGCGACUAUCAUGCGAGAAACAAGUGUGGCUCAUAUGUUCAAGGGAACCCUCCCUCAACUAAUUGCUGUUGUAACCGGUACCGUGAGUGCAAUAUCCGAUGGCAUGCAAUACGGUUGGUCGGCUCCUCUAAUCCCCGUCUUACAAUUGCCCGACAGUCCUGUGAAAAUCACCGAGACCGACGCCGUAUGGCUGGAAAACAUCUACAUGAUCGGGGGAAUGGCCGGUCUCCCCAUCACCAUCUACUGUGUCGAUAGGAUAGGCCGCCAGAAAACAAUCAUCGGCGCUUGUAUCACCAACCUAAUCGCCUGGAUCAUCAUCGCAGUGGGAAACUCCGUCGAGUAUCUACUCCUCGCCCGGUUUUUAACGGGUCUCGCCGGCGAUGUGAACUUCGUCGCCGCCCCCAUGUACAUAGCCGAGAUCGCUGAUCAGAAAAUCAGAGGAUUCCUCGCCGGAAUUAUCUACUUGAUGAUGCUGUUAGGAAUAUUAGUAAUUUAUUCCGUGGGACCCUUCGUUCCGGUCUACGCCUCCUCAGUUGUGGGAAUGGGUCUUUUAAUUUUCGAACUCCUCACUUACCCCUUCAUGCCCGAAUCUCCCUACUACCUACUAGGAAAAGGUAAAUAUGAAGCAGCGCAAAAGUCCCUCAGACGGCUUCGGGGCACCAUGGACGUCGACAAAGAACUCCAAGAAAUUUCCAAAGCGGUUGAAAGACAACGAAGCGAACGCGGAAGACCCCAAGAUCUCAUCUUAAUCAAAAGUAACAGAAAGGCCUUACUCAUCAUGAGCGUCCUAAACGCCGCUCAACACCUCAGUAGUAUUAGUGUGAUUUUAAUGAACUUGCACAAGAUUCUAGAAGCUGCAGGUUCGGUCUAUAUGAGCUCGAAAGUGGCCGCUAUCAUAUUCGCAGCUGCCAUGUUAAUAUCAGCAUCUUCGGCAUCCUUCAUCAUCGAUAAAUACGGGCGGAAAAUUCUCCUUACCACCUCGAGUCUUUUAACCGGACUUUCGCUCCUCGUCAUUGCCAUCUUCUUCCAACUCCAGAAUUCCGGAGUUGACGUUGCUGCAGUCAGCUGGAUCCCGAUUGCCUCUGUCAUGGUCUAUGCUGCAGUUUUUAAAUUCGGACUAGGAAUGGUGCCUAUAGUCAUGACAGCUGAGUUAUUCCCCGCUAAAGUCAAAGCGAUGGGAAUGACACUUUCCGAUUUAAUGUACCUCCUUUUCGGCUUGAUUAGUAUAGAAAUGUAUCACGUUUUGAGUGAGGCUUAUGGAAUUCAAGUUCCAUUCUUUAUUUUUGCCGCUUCUUGCUUGCUCACGGCGGCUUUCUGUGCCUUUGUCAUUCCGGAAACGAAAGGAAAGACGCUGGAAGAAAUUCAGUUUAUUUUGAAGGGAGAACCGUAUGAGCCGCCACAUGUUAUCGAAAACGGUAUCAAAAACAACGAAAUCGUCGAUAGUAAAAUUAGUGAUUGUACACAUUUAUGAGAAUCGUCAGUAUGAUUUAGUUGCUCUAAGUACACUUUUGUAAAUUCGACAAUAUUUAUAGAUGGACGGAGGACAUUAAAAUGUUCCGUAAGGUGAUACCGACUGAUUUUAGAAUGUUACAGAAUUGUGAAACAAAGUUUACUUAUCGAAUAUUUACAUCAAAUUAUUCUGCUGCUAUAUUAGAUAGGAUUUUAUUAUUAGCCGAACGAAAUGUGAUUUAGAUCUAUGCGUAUAACAUCAUAGGUAUUAGGAUAUUACUUAAUUUACUUCCAGAACAACUAUUAAAGUUCAAAUUUUGUGAUUAAGAUUCGCAAGAAGCUAUAGGUAUUAGGUACCUAUAUUUUGUAAUACUUUCCAUGAAUCUACUUAGAUAUAACGUUUGUCCACAUAUGUUUUUUUUUUAUAAGCUUGUUAAAUUUCGAAUAAAUAUUUUAAAUAUUUAAA
Molecule: messenger RNA, 2613 nt
Organism: Tribolium madens (black flour beetle)
Lineage: Eukaryota; Metazoa; Arthropoda; Insecta; Coleoptera; Tenebrionidae
Product: facilitated trehalose transporter Tret1-like
Exons: 3
Coding region: 709-2169 (486 amino acids)
Biological process (GO): transmembrane transport
Cellular component (GO): membrane
Molecular function (GO): transmembrane transporter activity
Source: RefSeq, a predicted model, not a curated record